AUGAGGUCUGGAUCGAGCUCCAGACCUUCUUCGUGCCCCCAUGGCUCCGCACUCCCGACGCUGCUGCUUCUUCUUCUUCUAGUUGCAUCAGCCGCGCAAGCUCAGCAAACGCCAACGAUGAAGACCGAUCCAGUCGAAGCGGCGGCGGUGAACGCGGUGUUCGCCAAGCUUGGCCAGACGGCGUCGUCGGCAUGGAACAUCAGCGGCGACCCCUGCACCGGCACCGCCACGGACGGCACCGUCAUCGACGACAACCCCAGCUUCAAUCCGGCCAUCAAGUGCGAGUGCUCCGUCCAGAACAACGUCACCGUCUGCCACGUCACCAAGCUGAAGAUAUACGCACUUAAUGCAGUUGGCCCCAUACCAGAGGAGCUGCAGAACCUCACGCGCUUGACCAAUCUGGAUUUAAGACAAAAUUACUUAACAGGGCCUUUGCCAUCUUUCCUCGGGAAUUUGACUGCUAUGCAGUACAUGAGUUUGGGCAUCAAUGCAUUGUCUGGAUCUGUUCCAAAGGAGCUUGGGAACCUUGCGAAUCUUGUAUCUCUAGGCUUUGGCUCGAACUACUUAAAUGGCUCUCUUCCAUCAGAGUUGGGAAACCUGGAAAAACUUGAGCAAUUGUAUAUUGAUAGUGCCGGCCUAAGUGGUCCCCUACCGUCAUCAUUUUCUAGGCUAACAAGAAUGAAGAUACUGUGGGCAUCAGAUAAUGAUUUUACUGGGCAAAUACCAGAUUUUAUUGGGAGCUGGACCAAUUUAACAGAACUGCGGUUUCAAGGCAAUUCGUUUCAAGGUCCACUUCCAACCACUCUUUCUAAUCUCGUCCAACUAACAAGCUUAAGAAUAGGUGACAUAGUAAAUGGAAGUUCUUCACUGACAUUCAUCAGUAACAUGACAUCUUUGAGCACAUUAAUUUUGAGGAAUUGCAGGAUAUCUGAUAGCCUGGCAUCAGUGAACUUUUCACAGUUUGCAAAUCUAAACUUAUUGGAUUUGAGUUUUAACAAUAUCACAGGCCAAGUUCCAGAAGCCCUUGUGAAUCUGAAUUCACUCAACUUCUUAUUUCUCGGUAAUAAUAGUCUUUCAGGAAGCCUGCCGAGCUCUAUAGGAACUUCUCUUAAAAAUUUAGAUUUUUCUUACAACCAGCUGUCAGGCAACUUUCCUUCUUGGACUACUCAGAACAAUUUGCAACUGAACUUGGUGGCGAACAAUUUCAUGACGAAUAGUGUAUUACCUUCAGGGCUGUUGUGCCUUCAGAGAGACACACCCUGUUUUCUUGGCUCUCCACAAUCUGCCUCUAUUGCUGUGGACUGUGGGAGCAGUAGACCUAUAUCUGGCUCUGACAACUCCAUGUAUCAACCUGAUGAUGCCAGUCUUGGAGCUGCAUCCUAUUAUGUUACAGGAGCACCAACCUGGGGUGUGAGCAAUGUCGGCAAGUUCAUGGAUACAUCAAAUGGAAGUGGAAGUUACAUAAUCUACAGCUCACGCCAAUUUCAGAACACUCUAGAUUCAGAACUAUUCCAGACAGCAAGGAUGUCGCCAUCAUCUUUGAGAUACUAUGGUAUUGGACUCCAGAAUGGAAACUAUACAGUCACUCUUCAAUUUGCAGAGUUUGACUUUGAAGAUUCACAGACUUGGAAGAGUGUUGGGAGAAGGGUUUUCGAUAUCUAUCUCCAGGGAGAGCGCAAGGAGCAGAACUUUGACAUUAGAAAGGCAGCAGGAGGGAAAUCUUUUACUGCUGUUAAGAAGCAGUAUGUUGUUCCAGUAACCAAAAACUUCCUUGAGAUUCAUCUCUUCUGGGCUGGCAAGGGCACUUGUUGCAUUCCUUAUAAGGGAUACUAUGGUCCUGCAAUAUCAGCCCUGAGUGCAACUCCAAAUUUCAUCCCUACAGUGCGUAGUUCUGCAGACAGCAAGAGCAGCCGUAAAACUGGUGUGAUUGUUGGAGUUGUAGUUGGUGUUUCAGUUUUUGCAUUGAUCGCACUGGCCGGAAUCUUCUUAUGGUGUCAGAAAAGGAGAAAGCUAUUGUUAGAGCUAGAAGAAUUGUAUACAAUAGUUGGAAGGCCAAAUGUCUUCAGUUACAGUGAGCUCAGGUCAGCUACAGAAAACUUUUCUUCUAGUAAUCUACUUGGUGAAGGAGGAUAUGGAUCAGUUUACAAGGGUAAGUUGAGUGAUGGAAGAGUGGUGGCAGUGAAGCAGCUCUCCCAAUCCUCUAAUCAGGGAAAGAUGCAGUUUGCUGCAGAAAUAGAAAUCAUCUCUCAAGUGCAGCACCGUAACCUCGUGAGGUUGUAUGGCUGCUGCCUUGAGAGCAAGACACCGCUGUUGGUCUAUGAGUACCUGGAGAACGGAAGCCUCGAUCAUGCGUUGUUUGGAAAGGGAAGCUUGAAUCUAGACUGGCCAACACGAUUUGAGAUAUGUUUGGGCAUAGCAAGAGGUAUAGCUUAUCUCCAUGAGGAGUCGACCGUCCGCAUUGUGCACAGGGACAUAAAGGCCAGUAAUGUGUUGAUCGAUGCCGAUCUUAACCCUAAGAUCUCUGAUUUUGGCCUUGCCAAGCUCUACGAUGACAAAAAGACUCACGUCAGCACAAAAGUUGCCGGCACGUUUGGUUAUCUCGCACCUGAGUACGCCAUGAGAGGGCAUAUGACCGAGAAGGUUGAUGUGUUUGCGUUUGGCGUGGUCGCGUUGGAGAUUGUUGCUGGUGAAUCAAACUAUCAGAAUAAGAUGGAGGAAGACAGGACCUAUAUAUUUGAAAGGGUGUGGGAACUGUACGAGAACGGGCGGCCGCUGGAGUUCGUGGACCCGAAGCUGACGGAGUACGACGGGUACGAGGUGCUGCGGGUGAUCCGCGUGGCGCUCCACUGCACGCAGGGCUCGCCCCACAAGCGGCCGUCCAUGUCGAGGGUGGUGGCCAUGCUCACCGGGGACGCCGACACGACCGAGGACGUGGCGAAGCCGAGCUACAUCACGGAGUGGCAGGUGAAGGUGGCCGACGUCAGCGGCAGCUUCACGAGCAGCCAGGUGGGGUCGUCGUCGACGCAGCCGCAGUCGUCGUCCUCCGGCGGCGGCGUCCAGGCGAGCCCGGAGCCCGGGGACCUGACGCCCGUGGUCCCGUCGCCGCUCUUCACCUCCAUCAUCGAUGAGGGCAGGUGA
Messenger RNA from Miscanthus lutarioriparius, 3138 nucleotides. Lineage: Eukaryota; Viridiplantae; Streptophyta; Magnoliopsida; Poales; Poaceae. The record is from the annotation of a GenBank genome assembly.